GUUUAGACUUUUUUUUUUUUUUUUACUUUUUUUCACUCAGGGAUUUUCCACAUGUAAGCGUGGGGUUCGGGGGGUGAUCUUUUGCAGGGCCAGACUAAACGCCUAGCCUCGACGAUUAUAUAUUGGGCUUCGGAAUGUCCGUGUAAAUGGCAUUCAGGCGAUGCCCAGAAAGGUGGUUGAUGGUCGAGAAAUACUCUAUUCAUAACCCACUCUGCAAACAUGCAUCACCUACCUACCUUUUAUCGACAGGGAUCCAUCUUUGCUACAUUCUGCACCAUGCCCGAAUCAGUGGUUGCAUGAGGCUUGGAUGGAUACUUGGCAACGAUACCAGGACUUGAAAGAUCAAACUCUUGAGAUGCACACUAGUAGGUGGAAGAGAAGUACUACUAUUACUAAACUUGGGAAAGGUUGGACGAAACCGAGGCAGAGAAACACAAGUGGAGAAUUUCCGAGAGCGGCUAAAGUCUGCCAACUUUUAGGUUGGAUACUUUAAGGUAUGUAUAUGACUCUGAAGCCCGUGCUAAAAAGAAAGGCAAACAAGCUUCUUUAGUCAAACCAUAGACGCCCUCUUACCCUUGCUCAAACCACCACCACAAAACAAUCCUACACCAACAAUGGCAACAGACACCAAGGAGCUGGCCAAAUCUUACACGGCCAACAAUGCCACGCAGCAAAACGCGGGCCUGUUCCUCAUCGACCGCCUCGCAAUCAGGCCGGGCAUGCACAUCCUGGACGUCGGAUGCGGGCCGGGCAACAUAACCGCGCACCUGGCCAAGCUGGUCGGGCCGACCGGGCGGGUGGCCGGCAUCGACCCGAGCAAGGAACGCAUCGCGCUGGGCCAAGAGCUGGCGGCCAGCACGGCGCCCAACGCCUCCUUCGCCGUCGGGCGCGCCGAGGACCUCUCGCGGUUCCAGGACGCCAGCUUCGACGUCGUCUACGUCAACUCCACCUUCCACUGGAUCGCGGACCAGGCGGCCGCGAUGCGCGAGUUCAGCCGCGUCCUCAAGCCCCGCGGCCGGCUGGGGAUCUCGGGCGGGUCCGGGGACACGGGCUCGGCGCAUAGGCGGAUCAAGGCCGAGGUUCUGGCGCGGGAGCCGUUUUGUCGGUAUCCCGAUGCGGAGGACGAGCCGAGAUUCCUGCGGCGCGACGAGAUGGAGAGGCUGCUUGGCGGUGCGGGCUUUGACGAGUAUGACAUGGUCGGGAAUACCAUCGUCAAGAUGGUCAAGGACGGAAACGAGAUUAUGACGUGGUUGGAUGCGAGUUCUUCGGGGAGGUUGUUUGGUGGGAUCCCGGAGGAGCUGAAGCCGCAAGCUAGAGAGGCCAUGAGGGUGGAAUGGGAUAAACUGAAAACGGACGAUGGGAUUAAAUUGGAGUUGGAUCUGCUUGUCACGGUUGCUACCAAAAGUUGACCAGGAUGAAUAUUAGGAC
Molecule: messenger RNA, 1428 nt
Organism: Pyricularia oryzae 70-15
Lineage: Eukaryota; Fungi; Ascomycota; Sordariomycetes; Magnaporthales; Pyriculariaceae
Exons: 1
Coding region: 615-1409 (264 amino acids)
Source: RefSeq, a predicted model, not a curated record